Messenger RNA from Magnolia sinica, 1575 nucleotides. Its product is annotated as GTPase ERA-like, chloroplastic. NCBI's taxonomy places the organism in Eukaryota, Viridiplantae, Streptophyta, Magnoliopsida, Magnoliales, Magnoliaceae. The transcript has 9 exons. The record is from RefSeq and is a predicted model, not a curated record. Gene Ontology annotation, biological process: ribosomal small subunit assembly. Gene Ontology annotation, molecular function: ribosomal small subunit binding; GTP binding; rRNA binding. The coding region runs from base 201 to 1448 and encodes 415 amino acids.
UUUGGGAGCCCACACAGGGCCUGAGAUAGCACGGAGAAGAUGAGCUCUUUCAUGAAAGCAGAUAUUUCUCUAUCCAUGGAACUCUCUUUCUUGAAAUUCAUCAUCGCCCAUCGAAAUUAGAAUAUUUACGCAUCCAAACGACCCCUAAACCUCUGCAACAGAAAGUCGACGGUGGCUCCUCACAACGCAUAAAAUUUCAAAUGGAGCUAUCAGCUCUUCACAUAUCUGCAACUCAUCCUUUCCACAACAAAAUUACUUCUUCUACUUCUCCCCCUCAUUCAUUUCCUCGUUCCUCAAGAAACCCAUCUCGGCAAUCUCUCUUCCAGACUCAAAAGCUAGUGCUUUUGCUCGGAAGGCAGCUCUCUCAUGUCUGGAACAGGACAAGAAGCAAACAAGGAGAAGAAGAAGCUACGGAUAGCAGAGCUUGGAGCAGUGCUUCCGAUGAAUAUGCUUUCUUGUCGUUGAGCGAGAAACCCGACAGGAACUUGGCUAUGCUUGAUGACUACGAGAUGGAAGAGCUCGACCUCGAAACGGACCCCAAUCAUCGCAGCGGAUAUGUAGCUGUAUUAGGGAAGCCGAAUGUUGGAAAGAGUACACUAUCAAACCAGAUGAUAGGCCAGAAGCUUUCAAUUGUUACAGAUAAACCUCAAACAACGCGCCAUCGAAUCCUUGGUAUUUGUUCUGGCCCUGAGUAUCAGAUGAUACUCUAUGAUACACCUGGUGUUAUUGAGAAGAAAAUGCACAAGUUGGAUUCUAUGAUGAUGAAAAAUGUCCGCAGUGCUGCUAUUAAUGCUGACUGUGUUCUGGUAGUCGUUGAUGCAUGCAAGGUACCCCAGCAGAUUGAUGAAGUUUUGGAAGAAGGUGUUGGAAGUCUCAAAGAAAAGCUGCCUAUUCUUCUGGUAUUGAACAAGAAGGACCUGAUAAAGCCAGGAGAAAUUGCAAAGAGACUUGAGUGGUAUGAGAAAUCCACCAAUGUUGAUGAGGUCAUACCGGUUAGUGCCAAAUAUGGCCAUGGAGUGGAUGAUGUUAAGGAAUGGAUAUUGUCAAAGCUUCCUAUUGGACCUGCUUACUAUCCAAAGGACAUUGCCAGCGAGCACCCAGAAAGAUUUUUUGUAGGUGAAAUUGUCCGGGAGAAAAUUUUCAUGCAGUACCGAAAUGAAGUCCCAUAUGCAUGUCAGGUCAAUGUGGUGAACUACAUUAGUCGACCAACCUCAAAAGAUUUUAUUGAAGUUGAGAUUGUUGUUGAGAAGAACUCGCAAAAGAUCAUUCUCAUUGGUAAAGACGGAAAGGCCCUUAAACUAUUGGCAACAGCUGCUCGGCUUGAUAUUGAAGAUUUUUUGCAGAAGAAAGUCUUCCUCGAGGUUGAAGUGAAGGUGAAAGUGAAUUGGCGGCAAGAUGAAGAUCUUCUGAGGCACUAUGGUUAUGGUGGUCAAAUUCGAGCAUUUUAAUGUGAAGUAUGUGGACUAGUUGUAUCAUAUCUACUCCUCAAUCCUCUCCUUAAAUAAUAAUACAAAUGCAGAUUUAGUUCCUAGUCCCUUUUCUUUUUAACUGGUUCACACUCUUAGAAAAGAAAAA